CCGACAGUUAAGUCAGUGCUGCGCGUGAUUGCGAACGCAUGCCCCCGCGCCGGUAUUACAACAUCGCAUAAUAAAAUAAACGAAACGAAAUAAAAAAAAACAUUAUCUAAACUCCCGAACUCAACAACGAAUUCGAUAUUCGAAUAAGUGAAAGUGACAGUUUGUGUUUUUUGUCUGUGGCUUUUUUUUCUUUUUUUCACAACUUGGCGUGCGUUGUUUGCUUUGUUGACCUGAAACAGCUGUCAAAAUAUUGUCCAGAUUACCAAGAAUUCUGAUGCAUUGGCUACAGCCCCAUGAAGGAGUAUCCAGCAAUUACUAGUUAGGUAUCGAACCCGGAACUCGGCGCGCUCGUAACUCGCCGCGCUACGGGGAGCUAAGGCAGACGGACACUGGCAUAAUAACUUCGAGCCGCCAUGCACAUCACGACCAACACACGAUCAGUUUUAUUGGAUGUCCUUCAGCGCUGCAAGCACAUGGGCUAAUUUGAUGGCCCAACGACCUACAAACCCCAGCGCAAGUGGAAUCAAGAUCGAAAGUAAUACAGAUAAAAUUAUAACAGUAGGGUGACAAUAAUGACUCAAUAUAAAAGACUUUAAAAUUCUAUAACUAUCAAACCCACCGUAUAUAACUGUAAUAAUAUCGGUAUAAUAAAAAAGAUCCGUUUGACUGUCUCUUGCACUAUUAAAAUAAAAUAAUAACAUACUAAUUAAUUAUUAACUCAAAGCAAGUUUUGUAAAAACUAGAACACAAGUGUAAAUCAAAUACUAAAAAUAAUACUUUUAAAAGAACUUAAAGAAUAUUUAGCAGAUAUUCUAAACUUGUAACAAUAAUUCAACUAGCAACAUUAUUUUUUAAAAAUAACAAAUUUGCUAGUGAUACAAUAAUUUAUAGCAGAAUUUAAAUCACUUUCAAAAAUUUAGAAAGAAAAGACGCAAAAUCCAAAUGCUAUCCACAACAUAAAAUGAUGCAACAAAGAAUAUAAAAUAGAUCAGAACAUGAAGAUGUGUUUACAAGUGACGUAAUCAAAAAUCCAAGAUGGCGAACAAAGUGAAGAACAACCAUUACGUGGCGACGCACCGCUCGGGGGUGGACUCACCCUCCUCCGGGGGUUACUUGCACAGAUCCUCGAGGGAUGAAAACGACAGCCACCGAGCGCCCUCCGAGAGGACACUGUCUGAAUAUACGGGCAUAGAUGAACGGACGCGGUCCCCAGCGGGCGGCGGCGAGCGCAGAAACGGGCGGCGUCAGCACAGCAACGGCUCGCCGAGGGACUCGGGCUCGGAGGUGUACGUCACCAGCGCCGCCUACCGCCCGCCCUCCGAGAUAAGUCGGCAGUCUCGCGCGCCGCGCAGCGUAUAUUCAUACCGCAGCGCAGUGGCGCCCUCUGUCGCCUCCACACACCGCUCCAAAGUGUCCAGGAAGGCGGGAGUGAAGGUGGACGCCAUGGCAGCGCCCAACCCGCUGUGCCCCAACGUGAAGGGCAUGUGCUGCCUCAUGCUGCUGCUGAACCUGGGCCUCAUCCUCGUCACGCUGGGCUUCGUCAUCGUACUGCAGUUCUUUGAGCCACUGUUUGUUUGGAUCCUGGGCAUAGUCUUCCUUAUAUUCGGCUUCAUCACACUAGUGGGCAGCCUUAUCUACUGCGUGGUGCUCUGCCGCGAGAACCCAUACCCUCAACACCCUGAGGAGUUCUACUGGACGCACCACUGGUCCAAGACAAUCGGUCCCUCGGAAAUACACUACAGCGCGAGUGAAAAACCGUACAGACAAAACGGCCAUAGAUACGAAAACGGAAAGUACUCAGAUCGGGAAAGCGCUAAGGGUUACUCGGAUAGGGAAAGUAAAUUAAGUAGGUAUUAGAGACCUAGCUGAUAUAACUGCACCAAAAGGAAUAAAGUAUAGACCGCGCCAAAUUUCGAGUCCGCUCUGAACACGAGGCGUAUGCUUAAUAAAGCAUAUCCAAGCCGGUUAUUGACAGCUGCACAUAUUAGUUUAUUAUGAAACCCUGCUAUAUCUCACUGGAUACAACGUCAGAGUAUGCCCGACUAGUUUGGAUCGUGCCACGUUGUAAGAACCAGAUCAUUAAUUCGAUCACUCAAAGUAUAAUUUCUCUUUACCAUAUGUAUGCAGAUAUCCAAAUAUACCGCUCAUCAUCUCUUGAGAACCUAAGCUCAACUGUCUCUGCUAUAAACUGUGACCUUAGCGCAAUUGAUACCUGGGGCAGACAGUAUGGGCUUAAGGUAAAUCCCCUAAAAUCUAAGGCCAUUAUUAUUGGUAGUCCUGCCCUCAUCUCAAGAGUUGAUUGGGUAGAUCUCCGGCCAGUUUUAUAUAAUGGUACCACUAUUCCCUUUUGUGAAAGAACCAGAUCAUGACUAAGGGACGUAUAGGUUUGAAAUUACAUUGAUCACAAGUCCAGGGCUCUGCUUGGAGUUUUUCUCUCUGCCAUUCGAUAGACCCGGUACCCGAACGGUGAAUCCAUGGAUUGCUAAGAUAUUCGUCUGAAUAACAACCACGAUAGUUUAAAUUCUAAAAUAGCUGCGUGUUGUAUGUCAGAGCGGCCUCAAAAUAUGGAGUUGAGUAUAUCUGUCUACAUCGUAUGAAACUAAAAUAAUUAUUACAAGCAAACAGUCAGUCCUCGACUGUAAAUUGAAAAGCGCAGUAAAGGGGUGCGGUAAAAAAAUGCUCUUGAUAAUCUAUGAAUGCCGCAUAAACUUAAAAGAAAGUAAAAUAAAAUGGCUUGCCUGUUGUAUUCAAUGAACUUGCCUUAUUUUAUAAUCCGUAUAAUAGGAUGCAGUUUUUAUGACGUUUCCGAACAUCAUGCGCUAAGCUGCGAAAUACAAGAUUUUGGGUAUCCCCGGUUAGGCAGUGGCGCGGCACUCGAAGUCGCCUCAUGCGUCUUCAUAUUAGACCUGCGCGUGAUAACAGUUGCACCUUACUUCGGAGACAUCACAAAGUUUGCAUCCGACUAUGCCUAACGAUGGUUUUGUUACUCAACAAUGUGAGCCUCGAAUUUACCUCUAUCUGUAGAGGAAAGUAUAAUAAAAUAUUUUUUAUUUCGACGGUUGAAGGUCUGGACCCUAUAGAAACUAUAUUCCAAACUAAAGUCCAAAUUUCAUAAUUGUCUACCUUACUUACCUAUGGUCAGUGGCGUGCACUUUAUAGAUGUAACAAUGCAUUGCCUAGCCUGAGGACUCAUUGCGAACCUGUAUUGUACAAGAAAUUUUAAAUUUUGUACGAUUUGCACGAAUAAUGCCUACCCUUAUUAAAAAUUAUAUGCACGCCAAUGCCUAUGGUAGGAGCAGCUGACUUUCUUCUUAAAAUGAAGUACCUAAGUCUGGCUAUCUAGGCGUUUGGUCCAUAAUAGGUCGAAUAACAAAAAUUAAAAAAAAACACGAAGCUCAAAUCUUGAAUGAAUUAUCAUGUACAGACUUCAGAGCUUCCAUUAAUAAAUCCUUUUAAAAAAUAACGGAUCAUCAUAAUCUUUCUGUUUACUAACUUUCAAUUAACGGUAAAUGAUUAAUUGUAUAGUUUUAGUAACAAUAAUUUAUAACAAUUUAUUGUAAAUAAUUUAUACAUUUUGAUGUUUUAAAAAUGCCAUAUUAAUUUACCUGUUACUUUAAAAUGUUAAUUAAUAAAAAAUGUAAUUAUUAUGUAAGUUGGAAUAGAGAUUUCAAAAAAUAAAGAUAAUUCAGAGUUUAUUUAGUUAACUAUAAGUAAUUAAUAAUGUGUAAUACGUAAAUAAAUGAAAAAUAUUUUCAA
Bicyclus anynana (squinting bush brown) is the source of this 3756-nucleotide messenger RNA. RefSeq lists its product as uncharacterized. The transcript has 9 exons. NCBI's taxonomy places the organism in Eukaryota, Metazoa, Arthropoda, Insecta, Lepidoptera, Nymphalidae. The coding region runs from base 1036 to 1857 and encodes 273 amino acids. The record is from RefSeq and is a predicted model, not a curated record.